AUGAGGAGUAGCAGGAGACAAGGAGACGAGGAAAUGAGGAGACACAGGAGAAAAGGAGAUGCAGGAGACACAGGAGAGAAGGAGAAGCAGGAGAUGAGGAAACGAGGAGACAAGGAGAGGCAGGAGAUGAGGAGACACAGGAGACGAGACGAGAAGAAGCAGGAAACACAGAGACAAGGAAAUGAGGAGACAAAGAGAAAUAGGAGACACAGGAGACACAGGAGACAAGGCGACGAGGAGAAGCAGGAGAAGUUUAACUCAUCUCUCCUCCCCCACCAGUUUAACAGAACAGAGCUGACAGAGCUGGAUUACGCCGUCUGGCGCUCGGAGUCUAUGACCUCAUCCUUUUAUCAUUGA
This is a messenger RNA of Pygocentrus nattereri (red-bellied piranha), 357 nucleotides long. RefSeq names its product style cell-cycle inhibitor 1-A-like. Bases 1 to 357 code for a protein of 118 amino acids. The transcript is spliced from 2 exons. The record is from RefSeq and is a predicted model, not a curated record. Lineage: Eukaryota; Metazoa; Chordata; Actinopteri; Characiformes; Serrasalmidae.